Molecule: messenger RNA, 1506 nt
Organism: Postia placenta MAD-698-R-SB12
Lineage: Eukaryota; Fungi; Basidiomycota; Agaricomycetes; Polyporales; Adustoporiaceae
Exons: 4
Source: RefSeq, a predicted model, not a curated record
GUCGAGAGCUCCAACGGUCAAUCGUUCUACCACAUGCCGCAGAUGCAGGAGUUUGCGAUUAAUUUGCAGCAAGUAAUUCACGAUCUUGAUGCCACGCAGAAUUUCCUCGAAGUGCAGAAGGCGUGCGUCAAGGAGAUUCGAGAGGUACACGUUGUCCCGCUUGUGGACAACAAAUAUACUCACAUCUAUCGCUGCGUUCAGCACGUUGCGCCAUGCCUUGAGUGGGACAUUGCACGAAGCCGAACCAGAGAGACGAGGCUGCAGAUCCUGAGAGAUGCACGGUUGCAGAACGUGGUCGCGAGACUCCGUCAGAAGGGCUGGGAAGAUGAACUCGACAUGAUGGAUUUGGAAGAUUACGGGCCCUUGGUUGAUCAUCCGGGUGUGCACGUCGCACAGGAGCUUACGGACAACGCUUGGUCAAAGAUAAGUGCCAGCUUGGAUGCGCUCAUGCAAGAGUACAGGAUGCAUGAUUACCAAAAGGUACUCACGGCGCGCCUGACUGAUCUGUCUGUCCUUCUCAACGAGAUCUACGCCGAGCCUUGGCGCACGCGCGUAACCGAGUUCAAGCCCCAUUUUGUCGAUAUUGCCACAAUGGCCGGUGUACAGCAGAUCAUAAGAAGUAGCCUCUCGGAAGAUCUGGAGGUCGAGGACGAGCAGGAAUUCCGUGCUCUCCUCCCCAGUCUUACCGCCCAUUGGCAAGCCAGUGUCGCAGCCUCCCUCAGACCCAUGCUAAAACCGUUUGUCGUGUCCAAACCCGGGAUUGAUAUGCUCAACCUGGCCAUCGCAUACUUCGACUGCACCAAUUGUUGUAGCAUGAUCGCUUACCCAGAUGUCCUCGCACAUGGCUGCAUACGUAGAGAACAUGAUGUGCGGCCCCGCGACACGGACGAAGCCCAGAAUACAAUGUCCGUGUAUGAGCAAAUAGCAGUGAACGUUGCCAAGUCCCAGAAAUGGAGCAGUGACAUCCUCCGUGCCCCGCCGGCAUCCCAGAUGCAGUUCAUACGCUCGCUGGUGAACCGCUGUGGCCUCGAUCCUGACCGCGCAACGCGGGCUGACAUGGACGCGCUGGACGUCAGCGUAUAUCGUGUCACAAGUAGCCUCAAGUUCACCAGCACCUGGCAUCGGGCAAUUCAGAACGAGUGGGACCUGUUCCGCUUCAGUUAUGUGACAGAGCUAGACGACGUCUCAGCCUAUACGUCGGACGAGACAACGGCGAGGCUCAAGGCAGAGCAAGAGGAGCGUAUAAAGCAGGCUAGCUACGCAUUUUGGUGCUGCUCGAUGUGUACCGAGCCCGCCGGGCGCCGUCAGAAUUGGGAGGACAUGCGGAAGCAUAUAAUAGAGCAGUGGGUGCCUUCACCUACGUGGUGCAGGGAUAUACCGUUACUCACACCUGCGAACCUAGGCAUGAAAUCGAGGAACCGGACGCUCAGGAUCAUUAUAUGUACUGCCAUCCUGACGCCUGGUAAUAUGGAGGUAGCGAGUUAUGCGCAGCACAAAGGUAGGUGA